This is a messenger RNA of Vespa velutina, 4166 nucleotides long. RefSeq names its product ankyrin-1-like. Bases 303 to 3200 code for a protein of 965 amino acids. NCBI's taxonomy places the organism in Eukaryota, Metazoa, Arthropoda, Insecta, Hymenoptera, Vespidae. The transcript has 2 exons. Gene Ontology annotation, cellular component: cytoplasm. Gene Ontology annotation, molecular function: protein binding. The record is from RefSeq and is a predicted model, not a curated record.
UUGUUUAUCUUGAAAUUUUUUUUGUCUGUUAAAACCGUUUUAAUUCUAUGUUUAAUGUUUAAUCUAUUUUUAAAAACAUGAUUAAAAAAUAUACGAUAAAUGAUAUAAUUUAGAAAACAAAUUUAAAUUACAUUUAAUUCGAAUUUGGUUAAAUAUAUUAUAUUGUCAUCGAUUAUGAAUCGAUUAUGAAGGUAUCUCGAAUUGGUUUGAAAUAUUGAUAUCAAGUAAUAAAAAAUUAUAUUAAACAAUAUAAUUUGACGCUGGACCUUGUUUUAUACUUGUUUUUUAAUUUUUUAAAUUUUAUGUAUAAUAUAUUUCCAAAAAAACAGCCGUACUCUAUAACAGAGAAAAUGGAGAGUGAUCUAUCUAAUGAUUUAUGUGAUGCUAUUCAAAAGGAUGAUUUAUGUAAAGUUAUAGAUUUGAUUUCUAAAGGAGCUAAUAUUAAUGCUUGUAAUAAUAGUGGUAAGUUUCCUUUGCAAAUAGCUGUAAAAAAGGAAUCUACGAAGAUCAUAGAAGAACUUAUACAGAAAGGUGCCGAUGUUAAUAUUAAAGUUUACUAUGAAAAUCAAAAUAUACCACUUGUAGAAUAUGCCAUGGCAGAAAGUAACGAAAAUAUAGUUACAUUAUUAGUAGAGAAAGAUGCUUCUGUUAUAUUUAAUAAUAAUAAUGAAGAAAAAGUAUUACACUAUAUCAUCAAGAAUGGUAUGCUUGAACUGCUAAAACAGCUAAUUAAUAAAGGAAUUAAUAUUAAUUUAAAAAUAAAUGAGGAUGAAACACCUUUACUUAUAGCAGUCAAACAAGGACAAUUGGAAAUUGUUAUAUUUUUAUGCAAAAUGGGAGCUGACAUAAAUACACGUACUUCCAGAAAUAGUACACCAUUACAUUUUGCUGUAUCAUGUCCAGUUUCUUUUGAAAUUACAGAAUUUCUCAUUAAUAAUGGUGCAGAAAUUGAUGCAGAAAAUGUAUUCGGCUAUACACCACUACAAUGUGCUCUCUAUGAUAAAAAUUUAAAAACAGCUAAACUUUUAGUAGAAAAAGGUGCUAACAUAAACAGAAUUUAUAUAAAUACCCAUUAUGCUCGACAGAGAUUAGGAGGUACACUUUUACAUUGGGCUUCUCGAAAUUGGAAUUCAGAUGAAUCAAUAAAAUUUCUUAUAACAAAUGGAGCAGAUAUUAAUGCUACUGAACGUGAUGGUAGAACACCUCUUUGUUUAUUAGUAAAACAUAAUGGAACUUCAGAAAUGGUAACGUUUUUUGUUAAAAAUGGUGCAGAUCUUAACAAUAAAGGUGGUGGUAGUCCAUUAUAUUGGGCUAUCUAUUGCCGUGAUAUAAGAUUACAAACUUUAUUAAUAGAAUUGGGAACAGAUGUUAAUAGUGUUAUUGAUAGCCAUGAUGGUUUAAAAGCACCAUUGCAUUUAGUACGUGAUUUAUCUAUGGUAAAACUUCUUAUAGAUAAAGGAGCUAAUGUAAAUAUUAAAGAUAAAUCCAAUAGCACACCAUUACAUUAUGCUAAUCAUCUUUCUAUAGUAAAGUGUCUUGUGGAAAAUGGUGCUGAUAUAAAUGCUAAAAACAGUGAAGGAAACACACCUUUACAUACAGCUUUUAAUUUUCCUAUAGUGGAAUAUUUAGUGGAAAAAGGUGUAGACGUAAAUAUUCCUAAUUUUGAAGGGUAUACACCAUUGCACUUUGUCAAACAUGUAAUUAUAGCAGAGUAUUUGAUAGAACAAGGUGCUAAUAUUAAAGCAGUUACAAAAGAUGGAAAAUCCGUAUUACAUAGUAUUAUUGAAAUGAAUACAUACAGCGAUAUAAAUUUUACCGAUUUAUCAAAUUUGAUAUAUUUUUUGAUAGAGAAAGGUAUAAAUAUUGACAUUACUGAUAAUAAUGGUGAUACACCAUUGCAUUUAUGUGGUACAACAUAUAAUAAUUUUACAGCAAAGAUAUUGAUUGAAAAUGGCGCAAAUAUUUCUGCUACUAACAUUGAAAAUAAAAAACCAAUAGAUGUAAAUAAUAGAAUAUUUGGAGAUAUAAUCACUUCUAAAAAUAAACUGUUUACUGCUGUGACUGAAAAUUCAUCCUGGAAAAGUAUAGAAUAUUUACUUUUUGGUGGAGUUAAUUUGUUAAAUAUUCCAUUAGAUAAUCUUAAAACAAAUGUAUUACAUUAUAUGGCACAAUAUAGUCAUGAAAGUAUAGUGAAAAACUUGUUUAAACAUCAACGAUAUAGAAGAAAUGUUAAUUUUAUUACUAAACAUAAAUUCGUAAAUGCUCAAAAUAUAAAUAAUUGGAUGCCUUUACAUUAUGCUGCAUUAAGAGGAAAUGAGAGCAUAGUUAAAUAUUUAUUGGAUAAUGGUGCAAUAUAUAAUUCCGAAACUUUACAAUUUGAAACACCAAUAAAACUUACUACUAAUGAUAAAAUUAAAAGUAUACUUCAAUUAUCAGAAAAAAUAUUUGAGUAUGUAAAAGUAGGAGAUGAAACAGAGGUUGCUAAAUGUAUUCAAAUACAAAAAGAACUUAUUAAUGCUAAAGAGAAUAAUGGUAAUAGUCUUUUACAUGUUGCCAUUUGUCAUGAUCAUACAGAUAUUACAAUGUUGCUAUUAAAUCAUAAAGCUGAUUUUACUCAAAUUAAUAAUACAAAAAACACAACGUUACAUUUUGCUACUUUCAAGGGUAUGAAAGAUAUAAUUGCAAUUUUGCUUACAAAUGCGGAGAAAACUAGAAUUCUAAAUGAGUUCAUUAAUUUAAAAACAACAAAUGGCAUGACUGCUCUCCAUAUGGCUGCAGAGAACAAUUUUAUCGAUCUUAUAAAACUUUUAUUGAGUCAUGGUGCAAUCUAUAAUGAAAAAAAUAAAGAAGGCAAAAUACCAAUGGAUCUUUCUAUGGACAAAGAUAUUAUUGAUUAUUUAAAAUUUGUACAGGAAUUAUUUGAAGAUGCAAAAUAUGGAAAAAUUGAAAUUAUUAAUAAAUUACAGAAUUUAAAUUGUAACGAAUUUAAAACAGUUACAACUAUUUGUAAUAGACAAGGAUAUACAUUGAAGGAUAUUAUGAAAUUUAAUGGAUAUGAUUGUAUUAUUCAAAAAUUUUUAGAAAUAGAAUCAACGAAAAGUAUUUCAGUCAACAUGAGUAAGACAUGUUUAAAUAAAUACGAAAAUAAAUAUUCAGACGAAAGUGACCAGGAAGAUCUAGGUUUCGGUCUAUUUGACUAAUCAAAGAAAAGUACACUUAUAUCUAUUGGAUUGGCAACUAAGUGAUUGCGGAUUUUGUCGUUUCCUUCUUAUUUGAAAUCCGGCAAUCACUUAGUUGCCAACCCAAUAUAUUUUAAUCUAUUAUGUUUAUAUGUCAACUACAAAUAUCAAAAGUUUUAGAUUAAAUUAUAUUUAUUAUAUUCCAAACAGAUUUAACUUCAUUUUUAAUAAUUUUUGAAAAGAUAUGAAAACAUGUUUGAUGAAAUAUAUUAUAACGUUUAUAUAAUAUGCUUUUUAUUAUUUAAUUUAUAAUUAUUAUUUAUUUAUGAAUAUAUAAUUAUAUAGAUGUUUUAAAUAUCGUGCGUGUAACCAGACAAUUUAUAUUUCGUCGAUAAUAGCGAUCGCAGAUCGCAAGUGUCAUUUAUUGUUAAUCAAUUUUUUGAUCCCUUUGAUAGGCAACAUUAUAGUGACGCGUAUUCAGUAUAUAAUGUAUUCAGGCGUGACACAUAUUUGAUAUCGUUACGAAACGAACAUCUAAACAAAAAUUUUCAAUAUUUCAGUUUGUUUGGAAGAUAAUUAUCUUUUAUACUUUUUGCGAUUCCAGAAAGUAAGAACUUAUUGCAACACUUGCAUUUUAGUUAAAAAGUAUGCUUAUUUAACAAUUGUUUGAUUUGCCUGAAUUUUAAAUAACCAUAGGAUUGUAUUGCAAGAAAGGGGGUAGAACUCACAUCGAUGUAUUUUUCACAUUUAAUGUUGAAGAAACUAGCACGUUGUUCGCCCCUGAGUUGUUUCUGUAAUGUAGGUCGUCGUCUAACUGUUCCGCGUACCGUUCCGCCGAGUCCAUACCACGUCCAUUAGUUUGGUCCAACUUGGCUCUUUCAGCUCUUCCUCUCUGGUUACAGUAUUUUUCUGCGAAGAGGAAAAGUAACUUAGCACGAUAAUAUCUAUGAUCAGAUUUUCAUGGAAUAAAAACUACUUCAUUUAUUA